AUGGAAGCAGCUGCAACACAGUUGUCUGACUCCUGGUUCAACGCAGUUAUUAUCGAGUCCCUAGCACACGGGAUGUAUACCGCGUUGCUUGCAGUUGUACUAUGGCGGAUCCUUUUGUUCAGUGUUCCCCCUAGGAGGCAGACGAAGGUCCUCGCUGGAAUUUCCGUCUUCAUGUAUAUCAUGGCAACGAUUCACAUCGCUGUAAGAUGGUAUUAUGCUAGACGAGCAUUCAUUACAAAGGGACAGACGGAGGAAACCAGGUACUUCGCACUCAUAGACUCACUUAUUGCCGGUGGUCCAUUAUGGGUACCGACGAUUGCUAGCGUCGUCGCGAGUACAAAUAUAUUAAUGGCUGAUUGUGUGAUCAUUUGGCGGUGCUGGGUCAUAUGGGGAAGGAAUUGGAGGAUCAUCGUCCUUCCUUCCAUAUGCACACUUUGUGGAACACUCUUCGACAUUUUCUUCCUGUUUCAAGAGUUAACGCCCUUUACCGGUUCGCAAGGUAGUUCUUCGACUCCGUGGGGAAGCGACUCUAUCAAAUGGGGAGUAGCAUACUAUAGUAUGACACUCUCGACGACGAUCAUAUGUACAGUGCUCAUCGUGUACCGGCUGGUUCAAGCGAGCACUACCAGCUUGUCUCUAUCCAUUGCCGUUAAUCCAUACUACCGAGUCAUGGAGAUCAUGGUAGAAUCUGCCGUAUUAUAUGUCAUCGCGCUAGUGAUUUACAUCCCGUUCAUCGCAACGAAUAACCCAAAUAGUCUUUAUCCGCAAGUUGUUCUGGUUUCUGUUACAGGCAUCGCGCCGACUUUGAUACUCCUUCGUGUUGCCUCUGGAAAUCAAUCCGGGAAUACGAAUCCGGGUUCACCAGAUAAUACUAUGCAUCCAGGGGGUUUACAGAGUCAGUCAAAAUUGAAUGCGGAGGGCAGUGUUACGUGCGUGGAGGAGGACGAUGCAAGGCUCAUUAUUCCAGCAAAAAGUGCGGAAGUUGUAUGA
Molecule: messenger RNA, 990 nt
Organism: Desarmillaria tabescens
Lineage: Eukaryota; Fungi; Basidiomycota; Agaricomycetes; Agaricales; Physalacriaceae
Exons: 6
Coding region: 1-990 (329 amino acids)
Source: RefSeq, a predicted model, not a curated record